GAGAACCAUAAGCAUAAUUUCUGUUUUGUUUACAAAAAUACAAAACUUGCCGAUUCUACACGUCUCGUGCAACGUCUCGUGCUUCUGGAACAACACAAAGGAAGAUUUGGACAUUAAAAGCUCACAAAAUUAGUGUUUAUCAUUUCUGUGCGCCACGUUAAUUAAAUAGAAAGGAACACUUAAAAAAAAAACAUGUCGAACACCGCGAUUUGGCACUGCCAACUCUGGAUGGGAGGACUUGAGCCUUAUAUGACGGAAACGUUCGUCAAGGGUGCGUUUGAGAAGCUCGGAGAAGCGCCGAUGGGCGUCAAAAUUAUGAGGAACAAAUUCACAGGUGAACCAGCCGGCUACUGUUUCGUCCACUUCAAGACGGACGAAAUCGCUUUGGAUGCGAUGCACAAGUUGAAUGGAAAGGUCAUUCCUGGCUCCAACCCGCCUGUUCGCUUCAAACUGAAUCAUGCAAGCACAACUGGAAAACCAGGCAACGACAGUGAUUUUUCCCUGUGGAUUGGCGAUCUCAGUCCGGAAGUGGAUGACUAUCAACUCUACAGGCUUCUUGCCUCCAGAUAUCAUUCCUUGAGAACAGCAAAAGUUGUUAUGGACCCGUCAACAGGAGUGAGCAAGGGCUACGCUUUUGUGAAGUUCUCGAACGAAGAGGACCAGAAGGCUUGUCUGAUAGACAUGAACGGCUACAAGGGACUUGGCAACAAGCCCUUGAAAAUAAGCAACGCUGUGCCCAAGAGCAAACAAGCAGCCGCUGCCGCCGCAGCAGAAGAGUCGCUGAAUGAAAAGGCCCACGCUUAUUUGGAAUACUGGCAGAACUACAACCAGUGGAACAGCCAAUACGGCAGCAACUCGGCCUAUUACGACCACUACAAUCAAUCAAACACCACCUCUACCUACACAACCUCCCAGUAUGAUCAGCAGACGGCUGCAGCCGUAGCUGCGGCUGCUGCAGCCGCCAAGGCUAUCGAGUCUCAGCCUCCACUGCCUGCCGAAGCACCGCCACCAGCACCGAUUCCGGAGGAAUUCCAGCUUGUCGAACACAACAUCCCAGUUGACAUUGACGAGCUCAAUUAUCACACAUGCCAAAAGGAUAAUCAAAUGUGGGAUGCACUUUUGGAGUCCAAGUGGCUCCCUUCAGAAGUUUGCGUCCCUUACUUAUAAGACAACUAUAUCUAGGAAAUUUGAGUGAAUGCACUUCCGUAAUAUUAAUGAUGUAAAUUUACAUAAGUAAUAAAAAAAUGUUGUAGAGUAAUGUUGCUGAUUUUUGUAA
Neocloeon triangulifer is the source of this 1276-nucleotide messenger RNA. RefSeq names its product tRNA selenocysteine 1-associated protein 1 (gene Secp43). NCBI's taxonomy places the organism in Eukaryota, Metazoa, Arthropoda, Insecta, Ephemeroptera, Baetidae. The transcript has 5 exons. The coding region runs from base 193 to 1167 and encodes 324 amino acids. The record is from RefSeq and is a predicted model, not a curated record. Gene Ontology annotation, molecular function: RNA binding.